This is a messenger RNA of Homo sapiens (human), 5778 nucleotides long. RefSeq names its product SH3 domain containing ring finger 2 (gene SH3RF2). The transcript has 11 exons. Gene Ontology annotation, molecular function: ubiquitin protein ligase activity. Bases 224 to 2431 code for a protein of 735 amino acids. Lineage: Eukaryota; Metazoa; Chordata; Mammalia; Primates; Hominidae. Gene Ontology annotation, biological process: protein autoubiquitination; positive regulation of proteasomal ubiquitin-dependent protein catabolic process; protein ubiquitination. The record is from RefSeq and is a predicted model, not a curated record. Gene Ontology annotation, cellular component: nucleus.
CAAAGCGGUUGGCAGCAGCGGCGCUUGGAGGAAAGGAAGCCGGUUGGAGGGCGCAGCGCACCCCUGCUGCGCGGAGGAGGGGGCUGAGCUGAACUCAGCAGAAGUUACAUGCACAAGGCAAAAAUUCUGACGUUCUCAAGAGACCAGCUCUGCCCCCGUGGCUCAACUGACCCUACCAUGUGGACGCUGCUCCUCCAGGUGGGAACUGGAGUUUUGAAAUAAAAUGGAUGAUUUGACGUUACUUGAUCUUCUGGAGUGCCCUGUGUGCUUUGAGAAGCUCGAUGUCACAGCCAAAGUCCUCCCUUGCCAGCACACCUUCUGCAAACCAUGUCUACAGAGGGUUUUCAAGGCCCACAAAGAGCUGCGGUGCCCCGAAUGCAGGACGCCUGUGUUUUCCAACAUUGAGGCGCUGCCGGCCAACCUGCUGCUCGUGCGCCUUCUGGAUGGAGUGCGCUCAGGGCAGAGCUCCGGGAGAGGGGGCUCCUUCCGCAGGCCUGGCACGAUGACCUUGCAGGAUGGCAGGAAAAGCAGGACCAACCCCAGACGUCUGCAGGCCAGUCCUUUCCGGCUAGUGCCUAAUGUCAGAAUCCACAUGGAUGGGGUGCCUCGAGCAAAGGCCUUAUGCAACUACAGAGGGCAGAAUCCCGGUGACCUAAGGUUUAAUAAGGGAGAUAUCAUCCUUCUCCGGAGACAGCUUGAUGAGAAUUGGUACCAGGGGGAAAUCAAUGGCAUCAGCGGGAACUUCCCAGCCAGCUCCGUGGAAGUCAUCAAGCAGCUGCCCCAGCCGCCCCCGCUCUGCAGGGCCCUCUACAACUUCGACCUACGAGGCAAGGACAAGAGUGAGAACCAGGAUUGCCUGACCUUCCUCAAGGACGAUAUCAUCACUGUGAUCAGCCGAGUGGAUGAGAACUGGGCAGAAGGCAAGUUAGGAGAUAAAGUAGGCAUCUUCCCUAUCUUGUUUGUAGAGCCAAACCUCACCGCAAGACACCUUUUAGAGAAGAACAAAGGUCGCCAGUCAUCCCGCACAAAAAACCUGUCCCUGGUGUCCUCGUCCUCCAGAGGCAACACGUCUACCCUCCGUAGGGGCCCAGGGUCCAGGAGGAAGGUGCCUGGGCAGUUUUCCAUCACAACAGCCUUGAACACUCUCAACCGGAUGGUCCAUUCUCCUUCAGGGCGCCAUAUGGUAGAGAUCAGCACCCCAGUGCUCAUCAGCUCCAGCAACCCCUCUGUGAUCACCCAGCCCAUGGAGAAAGCAGACGUUCCUUCCAGCUGUGUGGGACAGGUCAGCACUUAUCACCCCGCACCUGUCUCUCCAGGACAUUCCACAGCCGUGGUCAGUCUGCCUGGCUCCCAGCAACACCUCUCAGCGAACAUGUUUGUAGCCCUGCACUCCUACUCAGCCCAUGGACCCGAUGAGCUGGACCUGCAAAAGGGAGAAGGCGUCAGGGUCCUGGGGAAGUGCCAGGACGGCUGGCUCAGGGGCGUCUCCUUGGUCACCGGGCGAGUCGGCAUCUUCCCAAACAAUUACGUCAUCCCCAUUUUCAGAAAGACCUCUAGUUUUCCAGACUCCCGGAGCCCUGGUCUCUACACCACAUGGACGUUAUCCACCUCCUCUGUGUCCUCCCAAGGCAGCAUUUCAGAAGGUGAUCCACGGCAAAGCCGUCCCUUCAAAUCCGUCUUUGUGCCCACUGCCAUAGUCAACCCCGUGAGAAGCACAGCCGGCCCUGGGACUUUAGGACAAGGGUCUCUUCGGAAAGGGCGGAGCAGCAUGAGAAAGAGUAAGUGGUGGCAGAGAGAUGGAUCCCUGCAGAGACCCCUCCAGUCCGGGAUCCCCACUCUCGUGGUAGGCUCCCUCAGACGCAGCCCCACCAUGGUCCUUCGGCCUCAGCAGUUCCAAUUCUACCAGCCACAGGGGAUCCCCUCCUCCCCCUCAGCCGUGGUGGUGGAGAUGGGGUCCAAGCCUGCCCUCACGGGGGAGCCCGCCCUCACGUGCAUCAGCAGGGGCAGUGAGGCCUGGAUCCACUCCGCGGCCAGCUCCCUCAUUAUGGAAGACAAAGAAAUCCCCAUCAAGAGUGAGCCUCUGCCAAAACCGCCCGCAUCUGCCCCACCAUCCAUCCUGGUGAAACCAGAAAACUCAAGAAAUGGCAUCGAAAAGCAAGUCAAAACCGUGAGAUUUCAGAAUUACAGCCCUCCUCCCACCAAACAUUACACCUCCCAUCCCACCUCCGGAAAGCCUGAACAGCCAGCCACCCUCAAGGCGUCCCAGCCUGAAGCAGCGUCCUUGGGCCCAGAGAUGACCGUCCUAUUUGCCCACCGAAGUGGCUGCCACUCCGGACAGCAGACAGACCUCCGGAGAAAGUCAGCUCUUGGCAAGGCCACAACCCUGGUGUCCACUGCCUCAGGCACGCAGACCGUGUUUCCCAGCAAAUGAACCUACGGGUGGCUUUUCCUAGACCCCAAAGAGAGCCUGCCUUGGUCAUCUUCCCAGGAGGAAUUCAUGACAACUGGGAUGCAGAAGAGAGCAAAUGAUCUGCUGGGAUGGAAACUGCUCAAUGGAGAGUUUGUGGACUGCAUGAUAUUCCUUGAACAUCAGGGAUGGUACAGGGAUACCAAUAGUCUGGCCUCCAAGACAGGAGAGUAAUAGGAGGAAGAGCAAAUCUGUCUUCACCUGCAGUAUUAAUGGGUGGUGGGCCAGAAUGGAGGAAAGCAAGUGAGUCAUGUGCUGCUACAGGUUACACCAAACUCCCAUCCCUCUGUUACUCACUGCUGUUGUCAAAGCCAAACUUUAUCUUGCUAAUUUCUCACAGCUUGGCACCUAACAAAUGACAAGGCAGGACAUCCAAUGCCUUCGAGCUCUGUGGUCUGGCCUGUCUCUCCAGAUCAGAUUUAGAGUGAGGUAGCAGAUGACAUAAUAUUCUCUUUGGUGUUCAAUCCGAAGAGGCCAAUGCUUCAGCACAAUGUCCCCUAGCCAUCACCCCCAGCCCGACUCCCCACCAAGCAUCCUGCAUCCCUCUGCCACAUCUUCAUUCUUUUCCAUUCUGUCUUUUCCCCGAUACCUUCUGACCCCAGGGAUUUCUAAUAGAGCAUAAUGAUCAAGAAAAUAAAGACCUGGUACAUAAAGAGUCUCAGAAAAAAAAUCCAUGAUGUUAUAUGAAAGAUACCAAACUGCAAUGCUUACAAAGAGGCUAUUUCAAGUAGAAAGAUAUAAAUAUCACUUAUAACCAUGCAUCCUUUAUGUUCAUAAAUAAGUCAUCAUAAAGAACAAGCCAUUAGAAGACAUUCUAAUCCUUGUUUUUAAAAAAAAGACUAUAAUCUAAGAUACAAUUCUAAAAUUACUGUGCUAACCUGCAAGAGACAUUGCUCACAUAAAUGAAAUUCAUAUAUACCGUGAUGUUAUUUGAACCAUAUAUUUUCAUCUUCUCCUCCUCUCUUAAGACAUCAAUAAGAAUUUGAUUUUUAAAGGCACAUGCUGCUCUGAUUAUCAAAGACAAUAACACAAAUGCAGCAUCACUGGGAUAUGUCGGUUGUUUUAAAGUUCAGAUCCUAAUUUUACUGAGGAAGCAUCCUCAGUUUUUCAUCCAGCCCUGCUUGUAAACAGGAUCCAGCAUCAGCCAGACCAUGAGCAGAGUAAGGAUUGCAUCUGGAGGUUACAGAAAUGUUUUCUUCUAUGUGAAGCUAUCACAUGCAGGGGUUAAACAGGCAGCCAUCUUUUAAUGCGAUGAAUAAUUUGGACUUCUUAGCCACACCCUUGUCUCGGUUAACCACAGGAGGAGGUGACAAUACACCACAAGAAGCCCCAGAGUUCUGGCUUUAUCUGCCAAGUGGUAGGUGAGAAGGGAAGAGGUGGGAUUGAGCACACUGGCUAUUUAUACCUUGUCUUCAAAGCCCUCUUAGUCACAUUUCCAUCUUCAUGCAUUGGCUUCUGCCUUACAAUUGAGCAAUAGGAAACCACCACUCCUAAUUUUUGCACGUGCUGCUUUUUAAGUCUCUGGGAACUUUCCAUGAGGUAUAGUGGAGGGUUUCAUAAGGAUUUAGCUCUUCCUUCGAACCUGCUUGGCCGAUAAACCAGAUAUUUUUUUAAAACACAGCAUACAGAUUCCAAAUGAUCAAGGAUCAAAAAGUGUUGGGGAUGUCAGGAAGGAUGCAAGGAUGGGCUUGAAUGAUCACAAUGAGUCAACCCAGAAAUGUGCAGUAGAAUAGUUUGCUAAUGGUGACAUCUGAGUUGCAUCUCCCGGAAAUAUUGUUUCUUAUUAUUACACUUUGGGUCGGGGGAAGGGGUGUUAAGGGUAAAAAGAGGAAGGAGCAAAUAGAUAAAGAGAAAAAUUCAUGCCUCCAGGAAACAUAAGCAGAAAAACUAUAGACUUGUGUCUCUGCUUAUUUUUUUAAGUACAGUGUUUUUAAUAGACCAAAGAGAAUCUCUAUGAGUUAAUAUGUAUGUGAAUAAUGUUUAUAAAAGGGGUAUAAUGUGUUAGUCAUUAUGGAAUAUUGUAUAAAUAAACCUUCCAUAUAUAAAACAUAUAAAAAAUGAUUGCUUAGGGCAGUGGACACUUAAGGACUUCCAAACCUUUCAUAUCUUCAUCCCAAAAAAUAGAGCGUUCCAGGGCUGGCAACUUAUUUCCUUAGUAUAUUCCACUGUAAAGCCAAGAGGUGUGGGGGCUUGUUUUCUGGUUUUGUAAUUUGUAAUAAUCCGUAUGGAUUACUGUAAAAUGUCUGUUGCAUGUGUGUUGGUGUUGGUGUUGGUGUUGUUUACCCACAUGGAGUCAUCAGAGAUUUGUUCCACACUUUGUAUCCUGGAAAACCAAAAGGAAUUUUCUUUUCUUCGAGACAGAGUCUCGCUCUGUCGCCCAGGCUGGAGUGCAGUGGUGCCAUCUUGGCUCACUGCAACCUCCGCCUCCCGAAUUCAAGUGAUUCUCCUGCCUCAGCCUCCCGAGUAGCUGGGACUACAGGUGCGUGCCACCUUGCCCUGCUAAUUUUUUGUAUUUUUAGUAGAGACGGGGUCUCACCGUGUUAGCCAGGAUUGUCUCGAUCUCCUGACCUUGUGAUCUGCCCGCCUCGGCCUCCCAAAGUGCUGGGAUUACAGACGUGAGCCACCAUGCCCGGCCUGGAAUUUUCUAGUAAGAAGAAAAACAUACAGAAUAUGUCUUCACUGUUGGGUAACUCUCAAAUUUGUAGCAAUCCAGAUUUUUUGUAAAACUGUGCUAAUGGGAUAUUUAAUGUCAGAGUUAUUGUCUCUCACUUCAAUAUCUAGUACUGGAUAAUGUUUCUCCUGGGAGCACGUAUUUUUUUUUCAAGUCCUCUUUUCCUGGACUUAACAUGUUCUUCUAGAAGACACCAGAAGUCAUGACCCUAAGCCCCCUCCCUUCAGGACCACUUUCUACCAUCGGUUUUCAAAAAACUAUCCACAUGUUAAUUCUGUUUUAUGUUCUGUGAUUCUGUGGUAGACUCAGUGCUUUCAGAGUCCAGAGCUUGACUUGGGUUAGUGGCCUUAAUGAAGUGCUAAAUUUGCUCUUUACCGCGAGACUGAUCAGAAGAAGCAAAAGGGGAAAGGGGGCUAGAGGUCCACUCGCACCUUUUACAUCAGACAAGAGGAGGACUGUGCCAGAAAUCUGUGCAUGAAACACCAUCUGCUCUUCAUGCAGGGAGGGGUCAACCGUGUGAACGUGCAGAGAUUACUCGAGCCUUCUUUGCCAAAAAUAUGCAUUCUUCCCAGCUGUAAGCGUGUGAAGCCAAAUAUGUCUUUUAGCAUGAAACAAUAAAAACAUGUUUAUUUUCACUUAA